AUGACUGUAAUUAUCACGAUUGCAACUACUGUGUAUAGCUAGAAUGUUAAUUUGGGUUCUUUAUCUUACAAUAACAACUGCUUUGCUUGCGUGUAUAACGGCCAUAGAUAUUGCAUGACUACUGGUUUUUGCGCAUCAUAGAGUAUUUCUUAUAAAUGUGCUGAUAAUGCCACUUAUAAUUCUACCACUGGCUGUCCUAUAAAAAAUUACUGUAAUGGAACAGGUUAGCAUGGUGUUAUUUGGCUUCAUGAUUUGAAUCAGACCAACUAAACCAAUUCAACUUCUAAUAAUUCAUCAAUUUCUCCGUAUAAUCCUUAUCUCUACACGAAAUUAAACGGAAGUGUGACAGUAAACAUACCCUAUAAUGAGUCAUGCUUUCUAGCAAUCAUUAAUCAAGACAGGAAAAAUUAGACAUGGAGAAUCAGGGGAGCUAAUGUAUCUACUGAGGCUUUAACUUUUAGAUUCCCAGAGAGUACAACUAGGGAAACUAAUUUAACUAACUUCACUAUAACUCCAUAUGAUAAUGUGAAGCUAUUGUAUUUAGGCACAGUUAUAAAUGGAAUCAAGACACCACCUAAAGUGACUUUAUCCUGGGAAAACCCUCCUGAUCCUCCCAAGGUAAUCUAAGUUGAUACCUCAGCUUAAUCAAAUCUAAGACUGAGUUUUGGAAUACUAUUCUGUAUUUCAUUGCUAAUGCACUCAUUGAGCAUGAUAUGA
Messenger RNA from Stylonychia lemnae, 717 nucleotides. Lineage: Eukaryota; Ciliophora; Spirotrichea; Sporadotrichida; Oxytrichidae. The record is from the annotation of a GenBank genome assembly.